AUGCAGAAGAUCCUCCAAGCCGGCCUCUCAUCAGGCAUGUCAGCCGUCUCGGGGUACCAUUCCUCGAAACCAGAACCGCUUCCGGAAGAUUAUGAUGGCCUUCAGCAUGUGCUUCCCGACAGCUUUGUACCACAGUUGAAUACCCGAUACACGCUGCGCGGCAAAGACGGACGAGACGUCCAGGUGCCCGUGGUCUGUUGGGGAGCAUGGUCCUGGGGCGACACCAGUACUUUCCACUGGUCUGACGACGAACUUCCAGCUCUGCAGGCGGCAUGGAAGAAAUGUUUGGAAAACGGGCUUACCUUUGUCGACACAGCGCAAGUGUAUGGGAGUGGAAAGAGCGAAAAGAUCCUAGGGGAUCUGAUCAACAACCACAGCGCCGGCUUCGACCGGUCGCGCAUCGUCGUCCAGACCAAAUGGCUGCCCAACAUCACUGAUGGGGCAACCAACAUCAUUCACCCGGUCGAAGCGCCAGUCAGGGAGUUGCGCAAUACUCUGGAGCGCAUGAACUUGGACUACAUUGACUGCUACCUCGUGCAUGGACCUAUUCAUGUCAGCUCAAGCAAGCAGGCUGCAAAGGGGCUGGCGCAGUGUGUUGAGGAGGGACUGACCAAGACUGUGGGCGUCGCCAACUACUCGGUCGAGGACAUGUUGAAGAUGAAAGAUGCCUUGGCCGAGUAUGGUAUCCCUCUCGCAACAAACCAGUGCGAGUACUCGAUCUUGCGCCGGUUGCCGGAGCUCGAGGGUAUGCUCCAGGCUUGCAAGCAACAUGACAUAGUGUUCCAGUCGUACUCCUCCAUUGCUCAAGGCCGGUUGUCUGGAAAAUAUUCAAAGGAGAAUCCGCCACCAAAGGAGUAUCGCUUCAGCAGUUACGACAUGGAACAUGUCGAACCUGUCCUCGAGGUCCAGCGUCGCCUCGCUAAGAAAUAUAACGUCACUGUGGCCGCCAUCGCGCUGAACUGGAAUAUCUGUAAGGGAGCGAUCCCUGUCGUGGGAAUGAGAAAGGAAAGUCAAGCCGUUGAGGAUAUGCAGGCUCUAGGCUGGAGGUUAACGAGGGAAGAGACUGCCGAGCUCGACAAACACGGAUUCAAGGGGAACACAACGAAGUUGUGGCAGCAAGGAUGA
This is a messenger RNA of Exophiala dermatitidis NIH/UT8656, 1125 nucleotides long. RefSeq names its product aldo-keto reductase. The record is from RefSeq and is a predicted model, not a curated record. NCBI's taxonomy places the organism in Eukaryota, Fungi, Ascomycota, Eurotiomycetes, Chaetothyriales, Herpotrichiellaceae. The transcript has a single exon. Gene Ontology annotation, cellular component: cytoplasm. The coding region runs from base 1 to 1125 and encodes 374 amino acids.